Molecule: messenger RNA, 1952 nt
Organism: Xenopus tropicalis (tropical clawed frog)
Lineage: Eukaryota; Metazoa; Chordata; Amphibia; Anura; Pipidae
Gene: nat14
Product: N-acetyltransferase 14 (GCN5-related, putative)
Cellular component (GO): membrane
Molecular function (GO): acyltransferase activity, transferring groups other than amino-acyl groups; N-acetyltransferase activity
Source: RefSeq, marked validated
CUUGGAGUCAUCGUAUCAGUGUGCGGGAGUCACUAUAUACAGUGGAACAGUAUAGAUAAACAUAUGCUGCAGACAGUCAGACAAGAGCUAUAGCAGCUGGCCCUGCCAUUAGUCUCUGGCUGAAUCUAUCCAGCCCAGGCAGCCCAGCAGCAGGCAUUUACUAUAGGACACACCCCCUCCUCCAGCAGCAGCUGCUCUCAGCUGACAGAUCCUCCCCCUCACCCACUGGCAUCAUGGAGUCCCUGGCUGGAUGAGACAAAGCCUGCUGUAAUCUAUUAAAGGAAAGAGCACCUACUUGGAAAAGCCCUAACCAUGCCCUUUAUUGAUGAGAACCAGCUGUCUGUGCGGGAGAUGCGAGAGGAGGAAGCACCCGUGGUACUGGAAAUGUUGAAGGACGGCUUCAAGGAUACAGAAAACCGUUUAAUCCUCUACAUUCUGACACGGCCUAUGACUUUACUGCUUAUGGCAGUUGCAAGUAGCGGCCUGCGCUUCAUCUUGAAUUCCUUUAGCGUUGCUCUGGUCAUUCCUGUUCUUCUGACUAUUGUGGGCCUGAAGUUACUGCUGUGGCGCUCUCCCGACCUGAAGCAGAUCUACUCGUAUUACAGCAUUGGCCAACGCAAAAUCUGGGUGGCAGUGUAUGACCAGGAUGACAUCUGUGGAUGUGUGGCCCUUGAGCCUACCCAAGAUCAUCAGACAGUUGAGCUGAAAAGGAUGUCAGUCAGCCGCUGGUACAGACGUUCAGGAGUGGGAACCCAUCUUUUAAAGUUCUUUGAGGACCAUGCUAAGAAGAAAGGCUUUCGGGGCAUUGUUCUUUACACUUCCGUGGUGGCAAAAGCAGCCAUUGGGCUCUUCAAGAACUGUGGAUACAAAGUCACGGGGGGCUGGAAUUGGCUUGGCUACACUAUUGUGCAGGAGUUCAGGAAAGACAUUUAGUAGAUUGCAGUAGGACGGUACAUAAUGUGUGUAGUGAUUACUGGUGUGGCCUUGGCAAAUAUUUCACUUUUGCCCAUGAAUAUUUAUGUUUUAUAUUGUGUUUCCCAGUCUGCUAAUAUUUCACAACAAUUACAUAAAAUGUGUUAAAAUUUAUUUUAAAAGUUUUUUAUGUUUAUUUAAUAUUAGGCACGCAGAAACAUUCAUAUUGCAGACUCCGGUUAUGGCAAAGAAAAUAUUCUUUACUAAUGCAUAUUUUGUAGCUGGCGGCAGCUGGACAAUCACAAGUUGCCAUUCCUGGUCCCUACGCUGGUUUGUAGAGGGAGCCGCGAUCUAAGAAAUGUGAUUCUUCAUUAUUUAUUAUGGGUGGAAACUUGGUUUCUCAUACCACAUCUUUGUAUAGCACAUUGGGUCCAAUCAUAUGGCUAGUCAGAAAUCUCCUUAUCAGGGGAAACAACCAUAAACGCAAGGGUAGAAGAAUUGCCCUGUCAUAUUAAAGGAACAGUAACACCAAAAAAUGAAAGUGUAUAAAAGUAACUAAAAUAUAAUGUGGUGCUGCCCUGCACUGGUAAAAGUUGUGUGUUUACUUCAGAAAGUCUACUAUAAUUUAUAUAAAUAAGCUGCUAUGUAGCCAUGGAGGCAACCAUUCAAAGGAGAAAAGGCACAGGCACAUGGCAACACAGCAGCUUAUUUUAUAAAUUAUAGUAGAGUUACUGUAGCAAACACACCAGUUUUACCAGUGCAGGGCAACAGUGCAUUAUAUUUUUAUUACUUGAAAGCUCUUUCAUUUUUUGGUGUUACAGUUCCUUUAAAUAUCAUAUAUUGGCAGUGAUAAUGUUGUAUAUUGGGCCCCACUGCUUUUAAUAGCUGCAUAGCAUAUAGGUGACUGUGAAUGGAACCUGCAGGAAUAGGGCAAUGCUCAAUAUACAAAACCAGUAAAGGUAAUACAGUAUUUUAUACAAACUGCAUGAGUUGGUAUUGUGCUGGGUAUGUUUCAUUGCACAUUAAAAUAUUGUUUUAUA